Messenger RNA from Trichophyton rubrum CBS 118892, 1759 nucleotides. RefSeq lists its product as uncharacterized. NCBI's taxonomy places the organism in Eukaryota, Fungi, Ascomycota, Eurotiomycetes, Onygenales, Arthrodermataceae. The transcript has a single exon. Bases 100 to 414 code for a protein of 104 amino acids. The record is from RefSeq and is a predicted model, not a curated record.
CCUAGGAGGGCCUGGGGUGCUCCGCGAGGGCCUUGGGGGUGCAGCAGCCCAACUGCCUAAGCAAGCCUCAUAGCCCGGCUCGGCUUGGCGGGUUAGAGAAUGCCGCCGCAUCGCUGGACGAUAGGGGGUACCCGGAGGAGGAGUGUUGGAGUGGGUAUAACUACCCAGGUCAGAGUAGCAUUGCAUUUGACGGAACCGGGCCCGACAGGGUGUGCGAGUCGCCAUUUAUUCGUUGGCGUUCUGAAACGCAGCACAUCUCCGCAGACUCUUCAACACUCACGGUCAAGCAUUUGUCUCGUAACGGCCAUGCCGGCUCCGCCCAAAGUAUGGCAUCAUGUUGAGAUUGUGCUUAUUCCUGGCAGAGCGCGAUACCCUAGUAGCAAGUACCGGUGCUUGACUGACGCCAUAGGAUAGUGCAACCUCACGUUUGAAGUCUGUCUGGAGCGUGCAGGUGCAGGCAAAUCGGCUCCGUCCCUUGUCGAUGACCGGGGGGGUGACGGGCUGACCCCUGGAUUUAGUUAGUUGGAUAAUAUAACACAAAUGUCCAGAUGAAGGUUGGAGGAUCAAAAAGUAUCAGUGCAAUCUUGGUCAGACCUUACGAGGGCCCUCUGUGGGUGGCGUAGCUCAGCGGGCUCUCGUACCUAUUAUCCUGUAUCUGUGUGAGGCAGCGAAAGUUCUUCUCCCCAAACGCGGCGUGAUUCCAUCCUCUCUCGUAUCUACAUCCGCCACUCGGGAAUUUUCCGGCCAAGAAGGCAGAUCAAGUCCUGCCAACGAGGACAAGAAGAACUGAGUCCCACAUCAUCCCAGCAAUUCUGCUGCAAGCUUGCGUUGUCAGAUGUUUUGUCGCGACCAAAGAGAAAAACUUCACCAAAUCUUCGGUCGAUGUUGUUUUUUACCUAAAAGGGACGAAAGGGGUGAAAUAGUCACGUGAAUAAAAUCUAGUCACAUGAUAUUUGACUAAGCAUUACGCCAAGAAGAAGCCAAGUCUGCGUCUCGGUCGGUAGGCGCCGCUUAUAUGCUUGGCAUGUAGCUAAUUUUAGCGGAUGAUCUUUGGCGCAGCCUUAUUUACUGUGAAGGAGAAGAGUAGACAAUGCCGUUUGCCAGACACUAUAGAUGAUAUACCAUGGUAGAUAUAAAGGGCUAGUAGGGAUGCGAGAAAAUAGCUGCAAUAUCUUUUCAAGGGGACUCGGCCAGGGCAUAGUCUAUAUCAGGGGCCAACACGAUAUAUAUAUACGUAAUGACAUACCCUUGACGGUUAACAGAGUGACUGCCAUUAUCAGGACCCCUAGCAGUCUCAUCCUCCUCAGUUGAAAGAGCUCCUCUAGAAUAUCUCCGUCAUCCGGUAAGGCCAGCGUGUGUUCCAAGGUACUGCAAUAUCAGGGCGAAUCGAUGGUAGAACAGAGUAUGCAGCGGUCUUCAAUAGAUUUAACCAUUGUCAAAUUGACAGCAGCGGAUUAUUGAAAUGAUUGGUUAAGGCGCUGAGUUGAACGAAUAACCGUGUUGAACUGGUGAUAGUGGUGAGCUUGCUAAGGUGUAGUUAUAUGCAGAAUUUGCAGCGCCUAUAUACGGAUGUAAGCUGACUAGGCUACAUAUUUUGACACCAUUUUAACAGGGCUAGGUUGCAGGCUUAGUCCAUUAUCAGUGGCCCAGAACUCCUGUAAAGCGUUGAUAACUUUUUCUCCUUUUGGGGUUUGCAAUAGCAGUAGCAGGAAGCUCUCGUUGACUAGAAGGAGAUUUUGAAUCGGCGUUUUUUUUUUUU